AAUUAGCUUUUUUUUUUGUUUUUGCAAUAAUCCACCAAACUAUUAAAAUAUGUUUUACACAUAUAUGCCUUUCUGUGGAUUGUUUUUCAGUCUGAUUUUUUCAAUGACUGUUCAUUCAUGUCAUUUUCCUAAAAGCUUUCAUCGGGUUAAUAUGGGGAACUUUUUUUUUUAUUUUGUACACAUUUAUAUUAUAUUGCCAAUUAUGUAUGCUGUUGCCUUUUUUACACAUUUUCAUGUGUUCUGAGUUUAAAAUGAUGUUUUCAGCAACUCUUGUGAUUUCCAAUUCAAAAGGACAUAAAACUUUUGGUUGUUGUUGACAACUUUUUUCCCUUAAUAAAUGAAAUCAUUUGAAAACACCACUUUCCAUUUUCCAGGUUUUCCAAGCAAGUUCAUUGUGAGCAAAGCACAACAUGCUAAAACAAGUCACCAAAAUCCUAAAAUGUAAUCAUGAUACCUCUAACCUUUACUCAAUUUUACAGGCCAGACUAAACCAGUCUUGCAUAACCAGUACUUAUGCAAGAAUAUUUUUUGAACAGAAGACCCUAAAAUGUAAUUACUCGGAGACCAGAACAGAGGAUUGUUUGACAAUUGCAAAACACAUCAUUCCAUAGAACGAGUCUCAUAACUCUGAACUAUGGAGGUAGAAGUCUCAAAGUUUGGGGAUUAUUUGCUGCAGUUCGCACCCCAUCAUAAAACCCAGUAGGAAUUCUACUCCGUAUUCAAGAAAUGGCUGAGAAUGAACAAAAGGAAAGUCCUCAGCUGAGGUCAUAUUUGUAUUGAAAUGUAUGGUGAAACGGGGUGUACAAGCAAGAAACCCCUCAAAUAUCUCACAGAUGAAUGUGAGGAGAGGGCCCAAGUCUCAUCAGACUGAUAUCAGAGACCAAAGGCUUCAACAAGCCUCCCACUAAGGUUAUUUCAGCUAAAAUGGACAAAACUAGGUGUUGGGGUAGAGUGUACCAAGUUGCUUCAGGCGUUUUUACAUUUUAUUUAGUGAGCAAAACAAGGUAAAUGUAUCGGUGCAAUCAUAUUUCUCAGGAAUAAAAAAGUGAGAUUAGAAAAUAUGUUUUAAAAAACAUAUUUAUUGGGGUAUUUUUCUUCAGUGUGGUUCUGGCUAAAUAGAAAAAAAUAUUGUCACAAUUUAGUGUAAAAUUAGAUGAUAAAUACUCUACACAAUUAUAGGAAAGAGAUAAUACUUGGUGAAAUCUUAAUGCAUGGGCUCUUUUUACGUAUAAUGGUUCCUGCGUGGUUUACGUGACUCUCUCCACCAGCAGCAGCGUACGUGGGUAGGCGGGAUGCCUGAGCCUGGCUCAUUCUAUGGGCUCAUUAGCAUGUUAGGCGCGUCCUUUACGCACGUCAGCCUAUCAGUUUGGAGCAUGCAGAAACGAGCCACACCCGCGCGGCAACUCGUGUAGCGCGCUUCUCAAAGCAUUGUCCCGGUAGACAAAAGUUUUAGACUUCUUCUUGUCUCGGGCUCUAGAAAGUUUACGGUAUGCGUAUAUGUGUUCACCUACAGUGCUUAGUUGAUAAAAGGUAACUAUAUAGCAUCCCUAAAGGAGUUGCUGGCUGUCUGGUUCGUCGCAGCCCGGCUGCCAAAGCAGAGAAGUAUUUAUCGUACACCCCGUGGGGUUUAAAGUUCUGGCUAUAUUAUUAGCAGGUAGUUAGCUCCAAACCUUCACUGAGAGAAGUUUGGUAUCAAUGUCGGCGAUGUGUCACCAACGACGUGCCUUGGUGGAAAUACCUGCUCCACAACCUAAAAUUGCGACUCGAAUGAGAAGGUCUUACUUAGAAAUCCUCGGAGCUCGUUUCGCCCCUGUUCCACUUCCAAGAAGCAGUAGAAACCCAAACACAAAGCGAGCACACUCUUUGGAUUUGUCCUUCGGUGGCGUGUGGGGAGAAAGAAUCGAGGACCAGUGUGAAAAGAUGGACGAUCAUCCCACUCCACUCUCCAAACAGCAGCUUGUUCAGCUCAUCAGAUCACUCAUCUUGGUUGGACAGAGCCAAGAGCCCAAAAUGGUGGCGACAGACCUCAAGUGUCUCCAGGAAGACCUCCAGCUGAAGAAGAUAAACGUUUACAGGUCCAUCCCGUACUCCCGGUUCGGCUCCAACCGGGACGCUCACUGCUACAGAAAGGCCUAUCCUCACCUGGUGGCAUUCAAAGUUUCAUGUCAGGAGUGGGGCCAGGUUCUCCUGAGGAACAAAGAGUGGGAUGCUGUGUUGGAGCAUUCCCUCAUGGCGUGGCGAUACACCGGUGAUUUACCGCAGUGGGACACCGCCGACCACAACGCGUUGAGAGAGCAGUGCUACAGCAUCCUGGCUGCUCACAGCCUGGCUGCGCUCCAGCACUACCGCCCAGAGCCCAGCAGAGGACAGGAACUGCUCAGGAGGUUUAAGAUGGCUCAGCUGCAAAGCCAGUUGAUAGUCCCAUGUAUUGAGGAACUGCAAAGGAUUAUGGGAUACACAGAAGAUAUUUCCAUGGAUACAAAGUGACCUGAUGAUUUUGCUCAGCUGCUGGAUUCUGACUUGUGAAAACUGUGCGUCAUGGCGGACUCCUCAAAUGAUUGUUUUAAUUGGUCAAAAAUGCUGUUUGCUUCGCUCAUUAAUCACAGAAUCCACAACAGUAUUUUUCCAAAGGACUGGUGCUAAAUGACCUUUGUGUGUGUAUGUUUUUGCUUUAAAUAAGAGGAUCAAGUUAAUUAUUGAUUAGUUUAUUCUGUCACGCCAAUUUUCAUACAGUUUGUCAUAGGUAAAAUAGUAUACUGCUACAAGAUGGACAGCUGAAGUAUAAAGCAAUGUCGACUUUUAAAAAGUGUCCUUAAUGAUCCUUAAAAAAGCAAGUAAUGCUGGAUUUAAUCACAUAAGAAAAAGCUUAAAUGCUCUAAAUUGGCAUCUCCAUAUAUUAUUUAGUGUUAAUAUUCACUUGGUACUGGCAGGGGUUUAAAUAAAUAUGUGUGUGUGUGUGUGUGUACAUAUACUUUUAGAGAUGUUUAGAGAAUAAUUUGCAUUGACGGAUGAAUUGUUAAGAAGGUAAUUGCCUUUUUUUGUAUGUAUUAAGUUCCGUGUUACUGUUGGAGACCCUGUAACAUGUUGGCUUUGUCUUGUUUUGUGAUUUCCUGUUGUUCAGUAUGUCGUGUUUUUCAUGGAGUCCUUUAUUGCACUGUCAGUGUUUGUCCUGAAAACUUGAAAGUUUUGAUAAAAUUGAUUUCUAAUUUAAAUAAAAUUGAUAUGAACUGCAUUG
This is a messenger RNA of Poecilia latipinna (sailfin molly), 3235 nucleotides long. RefSeq lists its product as uncharacterized. The transcript has 6 exons. Bases 1696 to 2487 code for a protein of 263 amino acids. Gene Ontology annotation, cellular component: nuclear membrane; nucleus. Gene Ontology annotation, molecular function: proteasome binding. The record is from RefSeq and is a predicted model, not a curated record. Lineage: Eukaryota; Metazoa; Chordata; Actinopteri; Cyprinodontiformes; Poeciliidae. Gene Ontology annotation, biological process: nuclear protein quality control by the ubiquitin-proteasome system; proteasome localization.